Camellia sinensis is the source of this 581-nucleotide messenger RNA. Lineage: Eukaryota; Viridiplantae; Streptophyta; Magnoliopsida; Ericales; Theaceae. The record is from RefSeq and is a predicted model, not a curated record.
GGAAUCAUGAGAUGUUGAAUUUCAUGGCGGCGAGGUCGGGGUUUGAGGAAUUUUCCGAUUGUGGCGGUGGAGGAGAGUGUUGUUCGGAGUCGGCGAGGUUUGGGGAGGUUAGGGUUUUGGAGAAGUGUUUUUUGGAGAGAGAGAUGAAAUGGGUGAUCUGUAUGGACGGGGCAAUGGGUUUAGUUCUGAGUUUUUGAAUUCUGCUUCAAAACUCUUGCAGGUUUGAUGAUCUUCACACUCUUCUCUUUCUUCUUUUUCUUUUUUUUCCCUUUUGAUUGCCUGAAUUAUUGGUGGAAGUUGCACGUUGAUGGAUAAAUUUGAUCUGUUUGGUUGCCAAGAAAAGAAAACAGAAAGAAAGGGAAGAAAAAAUGGGUUAUAUCUUAUAAUAUCAUAUGGCUUUUGAAUUUCCGAGUUUGAAUGCUAUCAAAUUCUUGCAUUUGUUUCCUGAGAAACAAUCAAAUGGGUGACUGAUUCUCGAGCCAGAGCAAUGUGUUUGUUUUUUUUUUUUUUUUAUAGUAGAAUGAUAUGAAUAGUUGACGAUUGAUACGACUCACUUGAUAAUAAUUCUCUCUUCUUUAAGA